UAUUAUAGAAGCCGAGGGAACAAAUCACAGAGGCAGAGGGGCGGUGAGGCAAGGAGAGGGGGGUGCUGUGCUCAGGCUCACCCCCUAACAGGUCCCCCAGUGUGAGCAGAGAGACGAAGGCAGGAGGAGAUGCUACGAGGAGACUCCAGAGAGACCGCUGCCUGAGACUGUCACCAAGAGAGAGCACCGCAGGACACCGGCACAGAGGCUCCCGCAUAGAUAUGUGACUGCACAGCCGCAGCAAGACAUGACCCCUCAGUCUGUGGAGGAUUGCCUACAGAGUACACUGUCAUCCCUUUACCCUCCAUUUGAGGUGACAGCACCCACCCUCCUAACCCAAGUGUUUUCUGUGCUAGAGAAGACAUAUCGUGAGGACUCCCUGAGAUAUACUUUGGAAUUUCUCAUACCAGCCAAGAGAAUCCUGCAGACUGUGCAGCACCAGGCAUGCUCGCAAUACAGUGGAUUUCUCUUUUUUCAUGAAGGCUGGCCACUCUGUCUUGGUGAGAAGGUCCUCAUUCAGCUGUCAUCUCUUCCAUGGCACUUUUUAAAGCCUGGAGAUUUUUACUUGCAAGUGGUGCCAUAUUUGGAAUGUUCUCCCAGACUUGUGCUGAAGUGCCUUUCUCAGGAUGGCAGUGGUGUACAAGAGAUUGUGGUACCUGAGUCCUCCCACUCAUUUCUAUUUUCUGCUGAAUGGCUUAACAGCAUUAAUAAAGACCGUAGCUCAGUCCGCCUUGAGAACUGUUUAGCUGCUGUAGAGGAAAAAGUCCUUCGACUACCAUGGUCAGAAGUAAUCUAUCCUCGUUUCAUCCAUAAGGAUGGAUUUAUUGUUGGGAGGAAAUGUCCCCCAGGUCCUCUAAUGCCACCUCUGGAGUUUCGAAGUCCUGGUGAUGGAGGCAUUACCAUUGGAGAAGUGCUUGAUCCCAAAGUUAAUUCCCAUUUGCCACUGUCAGAUAUUCAAGAAGAUAUUCAUAGCUGGAGAGUUGGUGCUGCUUCACCGCCCAUGUUGGAUUCUCUCUCUGGCUCUGCUGCAGACUGUGUAGAAGGAGAAUAUGUAGAAUUAAGUCCCCCCAAUACUGGCAUAGUUAGCAAAGAUGACAGUCCCAGGGAUACAUGGCUGUCAAGAGCAAAGACUGCUCCAAGUAGAAAAGGUAAAAAGAAAGCUCCAGAAGCAUGGCUCCACCAAAGGAAGCCUGGAAAGGUAGGUUCAUUGAGCACUUUAAAAGGAAGGUCUGAAGAGGUAUGGGAAAGUAGAUCCCACACAGAAGAUUCUGGAGAGCAAACAAAAUCUUCAACUGAGGUUAAAAGUUACUGGGAUGUCGAUACAUCAAACUAUUCUGCUGAAAGUGAUGUGUUAGCUCAAUGGAGAAAAGGUUUGGAUCUUCUUCAGAGACAUGAGAGAGAUUUAUUUUCAGGGAGACAAUUAUGGGAAUCACCUGAAAUUCAGGUAAGAAAUGCCAAGGACUGUAAUGUGGAACAAAGGGAAAUAUCUUGGCAAGCCAAGGGAACUGCAAAGAAAAGUAGUUCUCAUGAAUUUGACAAUUUAUCAAAUUCACUAAAAGGUUUCUCUUUAAAUGUGGAUAUGAAUAAAGAAACAGAGAACGUGCUUUCCACUUGUGACAUUACUACAGACUGCCAGAACAUUUUCUCAGAAGCCAGCAUAGAUCCAUCUAAAGAAGAAAAAUGUAAUGACCAUAUAGAUGAAUGUCAAAAUGACUGUCAACUGGACAAUUUAAAACAAGCACUUAAAGAAAGUCAACAACCAAUGGAUAGCGAAAAUGAAAUUUGUCCUUUAAGAGGAUCUUCAGUGACCAGAACAGGCAGAACCUGGGCAGAUGGUCAAGAAGUGUCAGCAUUUGAAGGUGAUGCUGUUGAGGACAUGCAAGUGCUAUCUGUUGAGGCAAAAGAACACCAUGAAAAAGUAAAGCAUCCUGCUUGGCAGCAGAUCAGCGAAUUGUCUCAGAAGACAGGAAGAGGGCGAAGAAAAAAGAGGAACAAGAGGGGUAGGGGACCUAUGAGGACAGAGGCAAGAAAAGGAGCUCCUAAUGUUAAGCAGACCAAGUCUAGUGGCAAGGAAGAAGAAAAUAAUCCUCAUAUCACCUCCCAAGAUGAAGUGGACAUCAGCAGAAUUGGUCAGGAGACAAAUGAACAAAGAUUGACUGCAGAGUUAGUAGAAAACGUUUCUGCGUGUGGCAUUGAACCUGAAGAACCACCUUCUUCGCCAAAAACGGAACUAGAUGCAUCUCUUCCUCAGAAGCCUUUGCUGCAAUCAUCUCCUAUUGUAGAUUUCAACCACCUCCAUCGAGAGGUAAACUGGGACAUACUGGAAUCUGGAGUCAUCUGCCUGCCUGGUGCACAAGACAGAGAAAAGAGUGCACUGUUAAUUGUAUCUCCAUCUAAAGCUGUGGCAGAAUACACCCAGAAAAAUAUUCAGGAAGCAAUAUUAUAUUUGUUCUCUCUUCUCAGAUCUGAUCUACGUGAUUUAGGUAUGACCCUCAUUGUUGAUCUGCGAGACAGCUCUUCCAACUCGGAGACUUUCUUUCAAGUGCUUCAUGAAACCAAGGACUCCUUCCAUGCUUGUAUAAAGAGCACUUUAAUAGUAUGUGAUACAGAAAACCCUGCUGCAGGACGAAGUGACCUUUUUAAUGCACAGGUUGUAGAAACAUCAGAUCUGAGAAAGUAUGUUGAAGCAGAAGAGCUGCCAGAGAGUCUUGGAGGGGAAGGGCCAUAUGUACACAAUGAAUGUGUGAGGAGCCAGAGGUCUCUGUGGCAACUCCACUCCUUGUGCUGUGAUGUGCUUGACUCACUGGGGAAGGUCACACAGGAAGUAGAAGAUGACGUCACCAAGGAUAUUCAGUGGUUGAUUUCUCAUCAUCGAGAUGCUAUGAAGAAAACACUGACAGAUGACAAACUUCAAAGACUGCAGAGAGAUGGAGGCACUCUUGUAGCAAGACUGCAUAAGUCACCUUAUCUGAGACUUUAUGACCCAGUCACCUUUGACUUGUAUGAGAAGGUUGAUGAAGCACUACAUCAUCUAGUCCAGCUGUCAAACCAGAAACUCCAAGAGCUAGAGGCAAAACUGCCACCACCUGAGUGUCGAAACAGUCCUGAGGAUUCUCAUAGUCUACUUGAUGCACAAGGACAAGGACUAGACAUUCGUGGAGAGACCCGAGAUAUACAAAAAUUAGAGGCAUCGGUUAUAGGCACAGAUAAUCGCAGACUAGAGGUCGGUGUUAGGAUCCGUGGUCUAGAAGUCAGUAGUCGAGAGCUUGCUGACCGCACCUGCAGCCCCCCACGUGGUCAUGUUUUAAGCAGAGGAGAUGGAAGAGGGCCAGAUGCACCUUGGGGAGGAGUUCCCAGACCAGAAGGAAAGAGGUCUCCCCAGCGGUUACUAUUAGAUCUCCUGUGCUCUGAGCGAAGUUACGUGCAGUCUUUGCGUCGGUCUCUGGAAGUUAGAGGGUCGUGUCCAGCUGGCCUGGCACUAAGAGGGAGCUUGGAGCAGCUUCUUAAUUUCCACACUCAUUUCCUGAGAGAUCUCCAGAAUUGUGUGUCCCAUCCCCUGACUGUCUCUUACUGCUUCCUGCAGCAUGCAGAACAGUUACGUUUAUACUCUUUGUACGUGAAAAACAAACAGAAAGUAGAACUGUUCCUUCCGUCUCCCAGUGGGAGUUUAAAGGGUAAAAAGAGGGACCAGAAAGAAGAGGAGGAAUCAUGGGGUAUUCUGCAGAGACCACUUGAGCAAUUGGACCAGUAUCAGCGCUUUCUUGGAGACAUGAUGCUAGAGUGCGACCAUGAUACUGAACAAGAACGACAGUCCCUACAUGCUGCUCGAGAACUUGUUGGCUCCCUCGUACUCCAUGGAAAAAAUCUGCUGGCUGCUGAAGCCAUACGUGGAUUUGAGGUGGAUGAGAAGGAACAUGGUCGUCUCCUGCUUAAGGAUGUAUUUACUGUGUUAUCUGGAAGAAAGAAGUCCUUGCGACAUGUAUUCCUAUUCCAGAAACUUCUGCUACUAAGUAAACUGAAGACCGCAGAGGGAGGUUUGGAGACAUAUGGAUUCAAACAAGCUUUUAAGACAGCUGACAUGGGUCUCACAGAGAAUGCUACAGAGGGAGACACACGAAUUGAGCUCUGGUUCCGCCGCCAAAAAUCUCGCGAAACAUUACUUCUCCAAGCAGAGACUACGAAUGUGAAAGAGACUUGGAAUAACGAGAUAACUAAACUGUUGUGGGAUCAAGGAGGGCUAAGCAAAGAGCAUCGAGUCCAGGACACAUCCACAAUUGGUUCAAGUCAUCGUUCUUUUCUGGACAUUAAGGCUGGAUUCAAUGCAAUAAGCGAAAGGACAGUGAGUGCUCUACUGACAGCAAGAGGCUCUCGUACCCGUGCUUCUGUGCCUUUCUCUUCUUGUGAGCACAGUUCUCCUCCAUCAUCUCUCAGCCUUGCACUCACAUCAGGACCAAGCCCUCGGAGGCUGCGAUCACCGGGAGGAGUCUCCCUACCAGAAAAAAUCAGUGAAGAGAUAGGUGAAGCAUUUACAGGUGGGCCAGUGUGCCUCAAAUCAAUCUCACCAAUUAUGGAGGGAGAGAAGCCAAAGGAUUCAUCCAUUGAAUCAAUCUUCCCUUCCACGUCUGUGUAAUGGCAUGUUACAUUGUAAGCUCAUAAAACUAUCCAUUACCCGUCCAGUGACAUAAACACUGAAGAACACAUUCAGCAUUUCGACAACCUCAGCAGGUGACGGUGCUGUUACAAGUCAUCCGUUUCCACAAGAAACCAAAAAUGUUGGACAUCACAAACAAGUCAAUUCUCGGGCUGGUCUAUGACAUUUUCCCAGUUAUGAUUCCAGUGGACGUCAUAAUAAACCAUAAACCAUCAGUGGCUUUUUCAUCCCUAAACAUUGAAUUGUAUGGUCGUAUAAUAGUGGAAACAAAGGUUCUUAUAAAUAGGACCAUAAAAAUAAAUUUCCAGUAUAUUUCAUUUAACAAUAUCAGUAUUUCAUUAUCAGACAUGGAUAUAUUUUUAUUUCCAUAAUACCAAUAGUAAUUGCUUAUUAUUACUAAUAUAUCUAAUACAGCAUGACUAAAGUCAGUGUCCUCUAAGUAUAGCCUGGUAUGGUCGCUUUACCACAUGGUUAUUAAUAUUUUUCUCUUAUUUGGACUGCUCCCUGCUCCAAAUGCUUAGGGUUAGUAUUUUUGGCAUUAUAAAUACAGCAAUAGAGUAUUCAAUUAACAGGAUUUAUUUCCUAAAUGGUACUUGCUAGAAAAAGCCAUAGAAACAUAUCUAGUUGUAUUUCCAGUUCUAAAUAUGCUAGCCAUAUGAAGCCAAGGAGUAUACUGUAUAAGGGAUGACAUUAUACAGCAAAUACUAUGCACUCACUUCAGAUAGACUGCUAUACAAAUGCUUAACUGGAUUAAUAGAGGAAACUGGAUGAGGGCAGCCAUACAGCUGGGACCUAGUAACAGCUACAAUGGUUUCAGAGUGGACUAUAUAGGAAAUCAAUGCCGCAUGGGUUAACAUUUUAUGGUGAGAAGGUUUAAAGACCUGAGCUAUAUGAUUUAUCUCCGCGUCGGUGGAAAGGGAAUUAAUAGGAAUGACACUUUUCUUAUCUCCAUUAUUGUGCCUUUAGUAGAAAUCAAUGUUCUUCCUCUUAGAGUUUGCACUUUUUUGAAACUAUGUCAGUUUUCUUCUACUAAAAAUGCAAUAGCAAAUGUGCAUUGAUAUAUGUGAUAUUAGAGGGAAGCCUAUGCCUGUGUCUGCCAAUGUAGUAUGUGUAUAUAUAUCUCUAGAUCCACCUUGCCUUUUGUUUGCCCUCCUACAUUUUGUUUCCUGAGCUCAAUAGAAAGGGUCUAACCUGAUAUGAGGAGAUCAAUAAACCCUGCCUGGCAGCCUGCAGCAGAAGCGCUUAUAAAGAGAUGUAUUGAUUGUAUCCUCUCUACAGGAAACAAUGAGAUUUGGAGAAAAGGAAGGGGAGAUCCUUUGCUCUUUAGUUUUGCUGCAGUCCUUCAGGGGGGCUUAGAAUGUAUGCAUCUCCACUGGGUUAUGCCUGACAUGGUACACCUAUUUGUAACUAGAUAUUUGUUCUUGAUUCUUUGUUUAAUGCUAUUAUGGUACAUUCCUAACCUUGCUCUAUUUUAUUCCUUACAUGAUGGUGCAAUCCCUGCCAGGCAGUGCUUUAGAAUGGUACAGGCUGUUUGCUUCAGAUUGGCGCAGUCUCUGCCAUUUGUUUGUCUGGGAAGGAGUGGUAGUGAUUGUCCGUCUGCUUUUACUAUAAUGUCGCACAAUCAUUCAUAAUGUCCUUUUUCUUUUAUAUACACAGGUACAUGUAAACUUUUUGCAAAUGAUGAUAAUGCAAUUUAUAUUGUCCUUUCUCGCCAUAUCGUAUAUUCAUUUCCAAAGGUGCCAGGGAAUAGAAAGUUGUUGAUUUAUAUUUAGACCUAAAGUAUUAUUCUCAUGUUUAUGCCAAGGUUACAAUUGUGUAGCUCAUUUUCUGAUUUCUUAUUUUUUUGGUCUACUCUGUGUAUUGUCUGUGGUUUGUCUUUGGCACAUUUUUUAUUAAAGGUGUAUGUCUGUCAGUGGA
Bufo bufo (common toad) is the source of this 6568-nucleotide messenger RNA. It is a transcript of the gene ARHGEF40, whose product is annotated as Rho guanine nucleotide exchange factor 40. Lineage: Eukaryota; Metazoa; Chordata; Amphibia; Anura; Bufonidae. The record is from RefSeq and is a predicted model, not a curated record. The transcript has 22 exons. The coding region runs from base 248 to 4630 and encodes 1460 amino acids. Gene Ontology annotation, molecular function: guanyl-nucleotide exchange factor activity.